Molecule: messenger RNA, 3459 nt
Organism: Arxiozyma heterogenica
Lineage: Eukaryota; Fungi; Ascomycota; Saccharomycetes; Saccharomycetales; Saccharomycetaceae
Product: chitin synthase
Exons: 1
Coding region: 1-3459 (1152 amino acids)
Cellular component (GO): cell septum; cell periphery
Molecular function (GO): chitin synthase activity
Source: RefSeq, a predicted model, not a curated record
AUGGAUAAUGAUGAUUAUGUACUCAACUGGGAAGAUGAAAACCUUCUGCAUCCUAGAAGAAACAGAUCAUCUAGAAUCCCAAAUAGACAAAACUCCUUAGUUAGACCUGAAAGAAACAGAUUGAAUAAUCCUAAUGAUCCUCAUUUUUACUAUGCACAGACAGCUAGAGCGAAUAGCCAAAGAAUUAAUGUCCAACCUUCUACCACAGGUGUUAAUCCAAGAUCUGAAAGUUUAAGAGGCUCAAUUCGCUCUUCACAUUCUAGAAAUAAAAAUAAUACAACAAAUACUCCAGUUACCUAUCCUUUGGAUGAUCUUAAUCAUGAUGGUAAAGCUGAUAAUAUCGAGAGUGUGACCGAACUGGGUGAGGAUGAGAAUGAAUCAAAUUCUUUAUUUGAAGAAGACCCUAUUUUCCCUUCACUAAGAAAGAAACCAACUAGAAUUGAAACUUCUAAUAGCUUUUCUCUUUGGAAAAUAUAUUAUCGUGUUAUAACCUUUUGGAUACCAGGGUUUGUAUUAGCUUUGUUUGGUAUGCCAGACAAACAAAGACAGAUGGCUUGGAGAGAAAAAAUCGCUUUAUUAUCAAUAAUUGGAUACAUUGGGGCUAUUAUUGCCUUUUUAACUUUUGGUUUUACAAGGACAGUUUGUAAAAAUUCAGGAGUGACAGUGAAAUAUAGUGAUGUUUCAACAGGGUAUGUUACAGUUAAUGGUAAUGUCUAUCUUUAUAAUGGUACAAGCCCAGCAGGAAGUGAUUUGCAAGCCAAAGGAACUAAUGCUAUUUAUGGACCCUGGUACGAUGCAGGUAAAGAUGCUUCAUUUCUUUAUCAAAAUGUUAAUGGAAAUUGUCAUGAUAUUAUUGUACCUAGAGAUAACUGCACUAUCCCACACGAUUCAAGCAAUAAUUUGGCAUGGUAUUUUCCUUGUACAUUAAUUAACCAAGAUGAUACAUCAAAACCAAAUUUUACUCAACCAGGACCUUAUGCUGGUUGGGGCUGUCAUACAACAGAAGAGGAAAGAAAUGCCUUUUAUAAAUUAAAGCCAACUGCCCAAAUAUAUUAUACGUGGGAUGAUUUGCGGAACUCUUCUAGAAAUUUAGUAGUUUAUGAUGGGAAUAUUCUUGAUUUAGAAAAACUAGCUUGGCUUAAUCCAAAUGAAUUAAUAUAUCCAGUUAUUUUUGAUGAACUUCGCAAUGCUAGUUUACAAGGUUAUGAUCUAUCAUUAGUUUUAUCUCAUGGUUAUGAAAGAAAAGUUGCCAGAUGUUUGACUGAAAUUAUUAAGGUUGGUAAAAUAGAUUCUAAAACUAUUGGCUGUAUUGCAUCGGAUAUUGUAUUGUAUGUCUCAUUGGUGUUUAUUCUGUCUAUUUCAAUAAUUAAAUUUCUCGUAGCAUGUUAUUUUUGGUGGUUUGUUGCUAAAAGUCAAGGUGCUUCGGCCAUUGAUAAUAAGAUGCUAACGGAACAGAUGAACAAGAUUGAGGAUUGGUCAGAAGAUAUAUUUACUCAAGGUCCAAUUAAACCAGUACCUCCUUCAUUAAGACCAAAAUAUUCUAUGUAUGGACACAACCGGAAUGAUUCUACUUUUAAUUUGAUUAAAAAACAGACAUCUAGAAUGCUGAAUUUAAAUGAAUCAACGAUCGAUCUUAAUGACGAAGAUGAGAACUUGGAAAGUUCAAGAUAUAAAGGAAUGACAACCAUGACACUUCAGCAAGCUCAGAAAGAUACAGACAAAGAAUUAGAUGGCACUUAUAGUCGUUCUAGGAGCGGAUCAUUCUUAUUUUCGGGAGCAUCUCAACAUCUUAAUUAUCCAAUUGUUCAAUCAAGUAUGGCAAUAAAACAAUUAGACACAUCGAAUAUUCAUCCAGAUAUCGUCCAGCAACCUCCUAUCAAUUUUGUACCUUUUGGAUAUCCUUUAAUUCAUACUCUUUGUUUUGUCACAUGUUAUUCUGAAGAUGAAAACGGUUUAAGAACCACAUUAGAUUCUUUAGCCACUACUGAUUACCCAAAUUCCCAUAAACUAAUGAUGGUUGUAUGUGAUGGUCUUAUUAAAGGAUCUGGUAAUGAUAGGACUACACCGGAAAUUGCUCUUAGUAUGAUGGAGGAUUUUGUUGUUGAACCGGAAAAUGUGCUUCCAUACUCGUAUGUUGCGGUUGCCUCUGGUUCAAAAAGACACAACAUGGCUAAAAUAUACGCUGGAUUUUACAAGUAUGAUAGUUCGACUGUUCCAGAAGAAAAGCAACAACGUAUUCCAAUUAUUACGAUUGUUAAGUGUGGUACACCAGAAGAACAAGGUUCUGCUAAACCUGGUAAUAGAGGUAAACGUGAUUCUCAAAUUAUCCUAAUGUCAUUUUUACAGAAGAUUACCUUUGAUGAGAGAAUGUCUGAAUUGGAGUUUCAAUUACUUAAAAACAUUUGGCAGAUUACGGGUUUAAUGGCAGAUCUAUAUGAAACCGUUCUUAUGGUUGAUGCUGAUACUAAAGUCUUCCCCGAUUCUCUAAAGCAUAUGAAUGCAGAAAUGGUGAAAGAUCCAUCUAUAAUGGGUCUUUGUGGUGAAACCAAAAUAGCUAAUAAAAGAGACUCUUGGGUUACUGCUAUUCAAGUUUUUGAAUAUUUCAUUUCACAUCAUCAAGAAAAAGCAUUUGAAUCUGUUUUUGGUUCUGUAACUUGUUUACCUGGUUGUUUUUCAUUAUAUCGUAUUAAAGCCCCCAAAGGUUCAGAUGGAUAUUGGGUACCUAUCUUAGCCAAUCCAGAUAUUGUGGAACGUUAUUCCAAUAACGUUACCAAUACUUUACAUAUGAAAAAUUUACUUUUGUUAGGUGAAGAUAGAUACCUUUCUUAUUUAAUGUUAAAGACAUUUCCACACAGAAGACAAAUUUUCGUUCCUAGGGCUGCUUGUAAAACAGUUGUUCCAGACAAAUUUAAGGUUCUGUUAUCUCAACGUCGUCGGUGGAUUAAUUCUACUGUGCAUAACUUAUUUGAAUUAGUUUUGAUAAGAGACCUUUGUGGUACAUUUUGCUUCUCCAUGCAAUUUGUGAUUAUUAUUCAAUUGAUUGGUACUCUAGUCUUGCCAUUGGCCAUCAGUUUCACGGUAUAUGUGAUUAUUUUUGCUAUUGUAUCGCAUCCAACUCCAAUUUUAACUUUAGUUUUACUUGCUAUAAUUUUAGGUCUUCCUGGUGUGCUAGUUGUUGUCACUGCAACAAAAUGGUCCUAUUUAAUCUGGUUAGCUAUAUAUAUUAUUGCCUUACCUAUUUGGAAUUUUGUUUUACCCGCCUACGCUUAUUGGAAAUUUGACGAUUUCUCAUGGGGUGAAACAAGAACCAUUGCUGGUGGUAAUAAAGCAGGUGGCCAUGAUGAUGCAGAAGGUGAGUUUGACUAUGGUAGAAUUCAAAUGAAGACCUGGAGAGAAUAUGAAGCCCAAGAAAGAUUAGAAAAGAUAAAAAACUCAGGAAUACCUGCAAAUAUGAAAUAA